AUGAACGAACCCUACAGCCCUGCGACACCCCGACCCAUCAGCAGCACAUCUCCCAGCACCAUGAAAAUGUUCAUGGGCUUCCUCGCUGCAUUUAUUGUAGCACAGAUGAUUGGGACCGUACUCUUCUGUUUGUAUCUUCACAUGAAGAUGGAUAAGAUGGAAGAGGUGUUGAGCUUAAAUGAAGAUUAUAUCUUCCUGAGGAAAGUACAGAAAUGUCAGACAGCAGAAGGUCAGAAGUCAACAUUGUUGGACUGUGAAAAGAUUUUAAAGGGCUUCCAGGACCUCCAGUGCAAGGACGGGGGAGACAGUAAAGGGCAGCCCAAGUUUGAAAAGCAGAGAGGCCAUGAGCACCAUGAGCAUCCCCCUUUGAUGCACAAGAACGAGACGUCUGUGGCAGCUGAGAAGAGGCAGCCGAUCGCAGCCCACCUGGCAGGUCAGAAGAGCAACAAGGCAGUCUCAGUACUAGAGUGGAAGACAACGAUGUAUGGCCCCAUGAACAGUAACUCUAUAUCCUACCAAGAUGGGAAACUGAAGGUGAAGGAAGCAGGGCUCUACUACAUCUACUCCCAAGUCAGCUUCUGCACCAAGGCAGCGACUUCAGCACCAUUCACCCUCUAUAUUUAUUUGUAUCUCCCCAUGGAAGAGGACCGGCUCUUGCUGAAGGGACUAGACACACACAGCACCUCCACGUCUCUCUGCGACCUCCAGUCCAUCCGGGAAGGAGGCGUCUUCAAGCUCCGGGAAGGAGACAUGGUCUUUGUCAACGUGACAGACUCAACGCGAGUGAACUACAGCCAUGGCAGCACGUAUUUCGGCAUUUUUAAGCUGUAG
Messenger RNA from Gavia stellata (red-throated loon), 831 nucleotides. RefSeq names its product CD40 ligand (gene CD40LG). The record is from RefSeq and is a predicted model, not a curated record. Gene Ontology annotation, molecular function: tumor necrosis factor receptor binding. Bases 1 to 831 code for a protein of 276 amino acids. NCBI's taxonomy places the organism in Eukaryota, Metazoa, Chordata, Aves, Gaviiformes, Gaviidae. The transcript has 6 exons. Gene Ontology annotation, cellular component: membrane. Gene Ontology annotation, biological process: immune response.